Messenger RNA from Paraglomus occultum, 559 nucleotides. The record is from the annotation of a GenBank genome assembly. NCBI's taxonomy places the organism in Eukaryota, Fungi, Glomeromycota, Glomeromycetes, Paraglomerales, Paraglomeraceae.
AUGUCUGCCGAAGAAAAACUCACUCGCAACCCUCCUGCUGACUGCACGGAUGAUGUGUGUCCGAUUAAUUUUACAUCACAACAAUCGACAGAAGACACCGACAAGAAAAACUCGGGAGCGAUUGCAAGUGACGACCCCAUACUGUCAAAGAUAAGUCUAUACGAUUGCAACGGAAACACGGUUCCCACAAGUGAAGUAGAAAACAAAAUUAUUGGAUUCUACGUGGGAGCUAGUUGGUGUCCGCCCUGUCGGUUGUUUGCUCCUCGCCUUUGUGCGUUUCUCGAAGACAAUAGAUCAUCUUUUGCAGUUAUUCAUGUUUCGCUUGAUCAUUCUGAAUCUGCCUUUGAAGAAUACACGUAUGCUAAGCCAUGGUAUAACAUUCAGUACGACUCACCGAUCCGAGAAUCGCUUGUUCGCGAGUGGAAGGUCUCAACGAUACCUGCUCUACUGAUUUACAACCCCAUGACUCACCAGAUGGUCACUUCAUGGGGACGAACUGCAGUGAUGAAAAAUCCUGAAGGGUGUUUAGAAGAAUGGAAACAGAAUAGACAUGGUGUUG